AUGGGCAUAGACACCGCCUCAUGGGAUGUAAUCGUUAACUACAUCGUGGUGUCAAGACUAGACUCAGAGUCAAGAAAGUUGUGGGAAGCAAAAGUCAGUGAGUUAGAUUCGGAAACAUUACCAACGUGGAAUCAACUUGUAAAUUUCUUAGAGUCAAGAUUCCGGACAUUUGAAAUGAUCUGUGGCAACAACAGGUCCAUGGUAAAAUCCCCAAAUGUACAUUCCAACAACACCAAACCAAAGGUGUUUCAUUCCACCGCCCAAGAAGAUAAUAAACGAGCAAAUCCUUCUUGUACUAUUUGCAAGGGUCAGCAUCUGUUAUAUCAAUGCAAACAAUUUGCAAAGCAAACUCCUCAAGAGAGAACUGAAGUAAUACAAUCAAGGAGACUCUGCUUCAAUUGUUUUGCACCUACACAUUCAGUUAAAGAAUGUCGAUCGUCAACUUGUUGCCGCCGCUGCGGUAGACGACACCACACUUUGCUGCAUCUGGAGAGGAGCGAACUACCAAGUUUACCAGAAGCUCAACCGGUCAAUAAGGAUAGUAUUGAAAGGGAGACACCAGUGAUAGCUCAUUUGGUUACAAGAAGGAAUCAGAAGGAGAUGUUGUUGGCAACUGCCAUAGUCAGAGCAAGUUCCGCAAAUGGGUACUCACAAGUUGUACGAGUUCUUAUUGAUCCAUGUUCAGAGGGUUCUUUUAUAAACGAAGCAACGACACAAUCACUGGGUUUAAAGAGAACCAAUAUCAAUGGUCUAGUCUCUGGUAUAGGUGACAAGUUGGCAAGGUCAAAAAGCAUGGUGUCUUUAAGCCUAGAGUCAAUUCACAACCAAAAAUCAAAGCACGCAAUAAAUGUUGAUGCCUACGUAUUAACAAAGUUGACAUCAUUUUUACCAACAUGUCAAACAAAGAUUACCGACUGGCCAGAAAUUAAGAGACUUAGCUUGGCUGACCCUGAGUAUGGAUCACCUGCAAAAAUCGAUAUGAUUCUAGGAGUAGAAGUGUAUGAAGACAUAAUUCUAGAGGGCCUCUUGAAACAUCCAACAGAGAAGGGCCCGAUAGCGCAAGAGACACAAUUUGGUCGGGUUCUAUCAGGUCGAGUAAGAAACAAUGUCACUUCAAAAAACCCCCAAUUAGUCGGUUUUCAUAUAAGAGUAAAAGAGGAUGACCUAUUAAAAAAAUUCUGGGAAAUUGAAAGAGAGCCUGAUGCAAUUUUGAAGAAGUUUACGAAAGAAGAAAUCAAGUGUGAGCAAUUUUUUGAAGCCACUACUACAAGAGAUAACGAAGGUCGAUACGUGGUGCGUUUACCUUUCAAGGAACAUAAGCCAAGAUGUGUUGAAGGUAAGACAUGA
Messenger RNA from Nymphalis io (European peacock), 1347 nucleotides. RefSeq lists its product as uncharacterized. NCBI's taxonomy places the organism in Eukaryota, Metazoa, Arthropoda, Insecta, Lepidoptera, Nymphalidae. Bases 1 to 1347 code for a protein of 448 amino acids. The record is from RefSeq and is a predicted model, not a curated record. The transcript has a single exon.